AAGUGCCAGCCGACCCCUAACAGCACUCUGGUGACACACACCCACACGGAGUGAUACACACACACACAGGAGUACGUUGUAACCCACCUCAACCUCGGGCAACAUGCGGAUUGCUCUGCCUCUGGUGGUCUUCCUGGCCGUGGCAGGUUUACACUACGCCAGUGCAGCCUCCCUGUCCUCCAAGGGGAGCGAUGGCAAGGACAACAAGGAGGAUUCAUCUGAGUCAUCUGAAGAGAAAGUUGACCAGUUGACCCGGCUGCGGAAAAUAGACCAGCUGAUGUUUGAGGCCGCCCAGCAGGAGAAUACAGAGGGCAAGACGGUUGCCCCCAGUAACGCCACUCCCACUCCUGGCUACGGGGCCGCGGAGGUCAAGAGCUCUGAGGAGGUGGAGACUGCAGGAGAUCAGCUGGAGGCUGCGAAGGUCUCUGGUGCGGACUCUGACUCCAUGGACACUCCCUCUGCAGGAGACCAGUUUGAGGCGGCCCAGGUGGAGGAGGCAAAGGAGACCAAGGCUACAGGAGAGAAGAGCAGUUCAGAAGAGGACAGUAAGGAGGAAUCUAAAGAAGAGUCUCACUACAUGGGGGCCAAACAGGACGAAGAUACGCAUGAGGUCGUUCUGGAGGAGAGCACUAAUGGCAUGAAAAAUGAUGCUCAGGAGACCAAAAUUGAUGAAAAUGCGGGCAAUGACAGUGAAGGUGACUCUGAGUCAGAGGAGAAGUCAGAGGCUGCCCACACCUCCACCAACACCAGGCAAGCACACGAUGAGACCACGGGGGACUUGGCCAAGGAGAAAGCUCUGGUGGAGUGACUCAUCUGACCCAGUGGCCUGGAGUGGAGGAGAGAGGACAAGGUCCACACAUCAGCUCAGAUAUUACACUUAACUGGAGCAGACUGAUUCUGUUGAAUAAAUAAGAAUCACUACAACCUAAUAAAUAAAUAUGGACCCUUACAACCACA
Molecule: messenger RNA, 957 nt
Organism: Engraulis encrasicolus (European anchovy)
Lineage: Eukaryota; Metazoa; Chordata; Actinopteri; Clupeiformes; Engraulidae
Exons: 15
Coding region: 104-808 (234 amino acids)
Source: RefSeq, a predicted model, not a curated record